AUGCUACCAGAAGAAGCGAUUCUUCUGUUCCAAACGACAAGAAUUGGAAGGAAUCCUGACAUGGUUGAUGUAAUUCUGGUUUCGAAAGUGCACAGUAAUAUGAUCUCAAGAGAACACACUACAAUAUUUGUGAGGGUUAAACGAGAGCGAUAUGCUUGUUAUAUCAAAGAUCAUUCCCUCAAUGGUACUUUUGUUAACGAUUUUAGGGUAGUUGGUGAAGUUGAAUUAAAACAAGGAGAUGUGAUCAAAUUUGGACAUGUCAAUGGUGCGGCCAUCAAGCCAGGUUGUUAUGGGCCCCAAACUGCCGCUGAAUUUACAUUUGUUUUUGAGGAAGCGCCAGAACAUCGGAUUACUGAUCGUAGACGUCCAAUUACAAUUGAAGGUCAUAUACGGCAAGAUUCAUCGUUAACAUCACAGUAUUUGCAGGCACCUGCUAAUGAUGGAAUUAAUUUAAUUAGGAGGUCGCGGACGCCCAUUAAUCCCUCGAUCGAGGUUUUUCCUACGUGGCAGAAUCCUAACAGUGCUGGUGCUGCCGCAAAUCCUUAUUAUAAUUUGCAAAGAUUCCCUAAUUAUUAUCAGGCGGCUUUCCCUCAGUUUAAUCCUGCAUAUCUGCAAUCUCUGUGGCCACCAAAUUCUUGGCCAUCGCAGUCAUCAUCUGCUGCUUCUCAACAACUUCAGCAACAUCACCUUCAUCAACAAAAGCGGGCACAAGUUGUCGCUGGAACUGCCGUAACUUUUUUAUUAUUUUCAGCUUUUCUGGAUUUACAAUAUAAUCAGCUACCUAGUAGCGCAUGGAUGAGUGCUAAUCCACAGAUUCCUGCGGCUGCAGCUGCCGCUGAUGAUGCUUCUUUUAUUGAGUCAGCUAGUAAUAGCCAUUUGCGUGCAACAUUACCUCCUCAAGCAUCUUCAUCAAAAAUAGCUUCUAAUAAUCCUACCGUAUUGAGACCUAUCAUUCCUGAACGUUCCGCACCUGUAUCAUUGGUUGAGCAACCGUCACGAAUUGUUACGGGAAAUCUGGAUCCUCAAAGUAGCCAUCUAUUACACCCUUUUGGACAGAAUGUGUCAGCUUCACGUGCUACUCAAAUUGCACCACCUGUGACAGUAGCAGUACCUACACCACCAACGCCUUCACCAGCUCCAGCGCUACCACCAAGAACGGUUCGGCAGCAUCGAUACUAUCCGGUUGAUCCUAAAGUCGUUGAAGCGACAGAAAUAGCAGAUUGCUGUAGAACUCAGGUAAUUGCUACUCCAUCAGCUAUUGAUAGUGUGAAACGAAUGGAAUGUGACAGUUCGGUGCCAAGUCCACCUAAGAACCAACAACAGUCACUGCAACAAAAGACAACAACAGCAGUGUUCGGUGUUGUACCCACCACUGCUGUUGGUAUCUCCCGAACAGCCACACCUCUUUCACACUCCACGUUAUCUUCAUUAACAACACUUCAUGCUCCAGCUCAAGUUCAGGCUCAGGUUCCAGUUCUUUUGCCACCGAAACCUGUAGUAUCUGUCAAUCAGUCUAUGAAGUUCAGUGACGGUGAUCUCUACGAUUCUACACUUGUGACGACUGAGAAUUUCCCUCUGUCAACAGCUACACAACCUGAAUCAAUGCAUGCAGCAGCAUCACCUUUCCAAGUGCCUGGUGUGGAAUUUGCAUCUGCAUCAAUUUCAUUGGAAAAGUCCAUGCAGGAUUUACAUAGAGGCAUGGAUAUUUUUUGUUUUUCAUUUUCAGGAAAUAUCCCACUUUAUAACCACUUGUCGGAUUUAGAAGAGUUGACUGAAGAUUUGCUUGAAGAUUGCGGUCCGCCAAAACGUCCUCCUACACCAACAUCUGUCUCUUCAGAAUUACCAGCUUCAUUGAUGACACUGCAAGAAUCACCUAUGAAAGAGGGAACAAACCUGCAGGAACUUUCGCAUUCGCCACUUCAUCAUUCACCGAAAACGGAAAAUAUGGUAUUCAUUGUCUUAUUUUGUUUGCUAGGCAAAUAUGGAAGAAUGUUUGCAGAAAAUGAGAAUGGUAACUUGGAUUCAACUCUUUGCCUUACUCAAGCUCCAGAAAUAGUAGAAGGAAAACCGGAAACUAAAAAACGGCGUAAAAAUAAUGAGGUAGCUAUGUUACUAAAUGAUUUAACGGAAGUAGCUUGGCAUCAUCUAGCUAAGCAGCCUACUAAUAAAAUGGUAGCACCAACACAAACUAGGAGGGUGUGUACUAUUGAGCCUCGUAGUGCUAAUAAUAAUAAUGGUUAUGAAGAAUGUGGAAGCGAAUCUGACCUAGAAGAAGCUAGCGUAAAGAAAGUCCAGAAAAAACUACCAAAGGUCACAGAUGCCAACUUCCCCAAGUUCAAUAAAUCUGGUAGAGGAGGGAAAGGCAGGCGUGGUCGUCCUAGUAAACGUGGACGAGUGUCAAAUAGCGUCAGUAAUGUAAAUUCAGGGAAUAAUAAAGAAGUUAGGAAAAUGAACAAAAAUAAUUCAUUUAGUAACGGUACUGCCAAUUCAGAUUUAGGAGGGGACAAAAAUCAGGAAGAAUAUUGGAAGAAACAACAGUUAUUGCCCGGAAAUCAGACAGGUAUUUCUGCAGCCGAAAAAAUUGAACGAGCCUUAGAUAUGAUGAGGAAGCGAAAACCACGGCCGUAUUCGGAUGAUGAAAGCAGUAGUUGCUCAAUUUCUAGCUCUUCUUCUUCGUCUGUAUGCAGUAGGUGGGGUCCAACUUCAAAGCGCAAAACUUCAAGCCGUCGUGGCGGAAGAAGACCGAGAGGUAGAAUGGGUGCGAAUUCGGCUGCAACCUGUCGUAAAAUAUCGCAGAAAAAACCCCCCAAGAAAACAACAACUGCUCGGAAAAAGACACGUAGGAAGAAGAAAAGAGAAUCAUCGUCCAGCGAAAGUGAGCAGUCGGGUGAAAGUAAUGGUCACAACAGGUCGAAACCUGUGAAUAAAAAGUUGCAGACAGUACCAAGAUUGCCUUUCGAUGAUUGGGCUUUCCAUGAUCCUAAUAAGCAGUGUGGUUCCAGUUCAAACUGUAAAAAACCUCAGACUGAGAAUGUUGUUUGGGUGCAAUGUGAUUACUGUCGCCGUUGGUUUCAUGUAGAAUGUGUUGCGGAUCGUGCUGUAGCAGUCGAUAAUGGUGAUGUUUUUGAUUGUGGUUGUAACGGCCGAAGUAGAUAA
Molecule: messenger RNA, 3156 nt
Organism: Thelazia callipaeda (thelaziosis nematode)
Lineage: Eukaryota; Metazoa; Nematoda; Chromadorea; Rhabditida; Thelaziidae
Source: the annotation of a GenBank genome assembly